AUGCUUCUGACCAUUCCUUCAGUACCUCGUUUGGUUGUCAUUCCGCUCUUCCUUUUCAUAUGCGGCAUCUACUUUAUACCACGCGGCUAUCAUGGCUCCGGCGCCCUGAACAUGCCGCUACUCACAGGCAAAAACCUCACUGCCGCUAGCUCAACAUUCAACGCACCUGUGCGAGAUUUCUGGCAAGAAUUGGUCACUGCUCUCCUGCAGUCACAGCCGCAAUGCGAGUCUCUACGUCUGAAAGAAGACGACUCUGGACUAACGAUAGAUUUCCUGCCUCUCCAACCACACCAGGAGCACCCUGAUCGGAUACUGAAUCUCAGCGACAAAGAGGAGACCGCUCUGUUCAGGGCGCACUAUACUAUGCGGAAGUCGGCACAGCGCCUGGCUCCGAAGCUUCAGUUCGCGAAAGGUACUACCGGUAUCGUCACCACCGCAGACGCGUUUUAUCUACCUGUAUUUCUGGUUUCGUUGCGUAUGCUUCGGAAGACUGGAUGCAACCUACCAGUUGAAGUCUUCAUUGACGAUUGGACAAAGUAUGAUUCGACUUUAUGCGAUGCCGUCCUGCCGUCUCUCAAUGCCCGCUGUGUAGUCCUGUCCAACAUAUACGAGACUGCAGCCCGCGCAAAACCGCCUAACCACUACCAAUACAAGAUCUUCGCCAUACUUUUUUCAUCAUUCCAGCAUGUCCUCUUCCUCGAUAGCGACGCCUUUCCUACAGAAGAUCCCGCGAGACUCUUCUCGACCGCACCAUACACAACUCAUGGCCUAGUCACCUGGCCCGACUUCUGGGCCCAAACUAUAUCCGCACACUUUUACCACAUUGCCGCUAUACCAGAGGUCCCUUCGCAGUCAAGACUCUCAACUGAAAGCGGUCAGCUUCUCAUCAACAAAGAUGUGCACCGUGCUUCUCUUCUCAUGAUGGUGUACUACAACUACUAUGGCCCAAACUACUACUAUAUCCUCCUUAGUCAAGGCAGUCCUGGUGCAGGGGAUAAGGAAACAUUUGUCCAAGCCGCUCUUGCAGUCGGUUUGCCCUACUACCAAGUUCAAACUCCACCCGGUGUUCUCGGUAGUCACAUGAAUGGCACUUUCAGAGGUAUUGGUAUCGCACAAGCGGACCCUAUUCUGGACUACGAAUACCUCAGUCCUAUGCGCAGCCACAUCCAUCCCGACAAAGUCUGGCAGAACGUCGAUCUGGCUCAUCCUGAUAUCAAGGUCAAUGAAGGGCAGAACAAGAUGCAUAAAGCUCCACAAAAACCACGACCCAUCUUCCUUCAUCAAAAUAACCUCAAGCUCGAUCCAGCAAAAAUUCUGGACGAUGACAGGGUGUACGGAUCCGACAAUCGUCCUUGCAGGAUAUGGGGUGAUAAGAAAGAUCGGGUGAAGGAAUUUGGAUUUGAUGUCGAGCGGAGAUUGUGGAAUGUUAUCACUGAGGAGGGAUGUAGAUUGGACCAAGAUAGUGAUACGUGCAUGAGGUUGAUGAAAUAUGUUGAUGGAGUCCUUGACUGA
Molecule: messenger RNA, 1512 nt
Organism: Alternaria burnsii
Lineage: Eukaryota; Fungi; Ascomycota; Dothideomycetes; Pleosporales; Pleosporaceae
Product: glycosyltransferase family 71 protein
Exons: 1
Coding region: 1-1512 (503 amino acids)
Biological process (GO): mannan biosynthetic process
Cellular component (GO): Golgi apparatus
Molecular function (GO): alpha-1,2-mannosyltransferase activity
Source: RefSeq, a predicted model, not a curated record